CGAAACACAUUCAAGAAACCUCUCAACAGACUUUUAGAAGAAAUGCGUUCUAAUGAACGUGCUUUGCGUCGCACUAACCGAGAAAUUACUAGUGAUCGAAGAUUUCUGGAAGCAAAGGAAAAAGAAUUGGAACUAGAGAUCAAGAAGCUAGCAAAGCAAGGCCAAAAAGAAGCCUAUACAAUUCUUGCCAAACAGUUAUUAAAAUUACGAAAGCAAAAAGCUAAAAGUUGCAGUAUGACUGCAACAAUAAAUGCGAUGAACGUAAGAAACAGGGAAUUAUUCAGUAUGACACGAAUGACCGAUGCCAUGGGUAAAACAACUAAUACCAUGAAAACUAUAGCAAGUCACUUGCCUCCAGAUAAAUCGGCCAGAAAUCUACAAGAAUUUGUAAAGACUCAAGAGCAUCUUAGUAUUAAAAAUGAAAUGGUUUCUGAUGCACUCGAUACUUUGUUAGACGAUUCAGGUGAUGAUGUCGAAGAGGAUCGAAUUGUAAAUCAGGUUCUAGAAGAAAUUGGAAUAGAUUUGAAUGCGCAAGUAAAAUUUCUUUCUGAAGUCAUCUUAAGUGAUGACGAUCUUGAAAGCAUGUUGAAGGAUUCAUAG
Thelazia callipaeda (thelaziosis nematode) is the source of this 600-nucleotide messenger RNA. NCBI's taxonomy places the organism in Eukaryota, Metazoa, Nematoda, Chromadorea, Rhabditida, Thelaziidae. The record is from the annotation of a GenBank genome assembly.